Messenger RNA from Cicer arietinum (chickpea), 1591 nucleotides. RefSeq names its product gibberellin 3-beta-dioxygenase 1-like. The record is from RefSeq and is a predicted model, not a curated record. NCBI's taxonomy places the organism in Eukaryota, Viridiplantae, Streptophyta, Magnoliopsida, Fabales, Fabaceae.
UCAACACCUGAGGAAAGAAAAUAAUGAAGAAAUUGAUGGAAAAAAAACAUCACUCUUAAUUUCUCUAUAACUUUUUUUGGGUUUUAGGUUAAGGGCAACAUUGUCGACAUCUACCCCAUCAUCUCUAUAUAUACUCACUUCUCACAAUCAUGUUUCUCACCUUAUCUUUUUAUUUUUCCAAUUUUCUAUAUGAUAUUAUGUUUGAUUGUAAAGUACCACCACCAAUAGCUACUACUUCCUAACUAUAUAGUUUUUCUUAAUAAUUAAUCCCCUAUUUCUAAUUAGUCACGUACUAUAGUAUACUACUUAGUAAAUAUUAAUAUUGUUCUUUUUCUUCUUCUUUUCCUUUUACACUCGUUAUGCCUUCACUCUCCGAAGUUUAUAGAGCUCAUCCAGUCCACGUUCAUCACAAGAACCUUGAUUUCAAUUCACUACAAGAACUACCUGAAUCUUACACAUGGACACACCUUGAUGAUCAUACAGUUAUUAAUUCUAAUAAUAUUAUGAAGGAGAGUAAUAGUAGUGUCCCCGUUAUUGAUCUCAAUGAUCCAAAUGCUUCAAAGCUAAUAGGACAUGCAUGCAAAACAUGGGGUGUGUACCAAAUUGUGAACCAUGGAAUCCCUAUAAGCCUUCUUGAUGACAUUCAAUGGGUUGGUCAAACACUCUUCUCACUUCCUCCUCACCAAAAACUCAAAGCACUUCGUUCCCCGGAUGGUGUUUCCGGCUAUGGCCUUGCUCGGAUAUCCUCCUUCUUCCCCAAACUCAUGUGGUCUGAGGGCUUCACCAUCGUCGGGUCCCCUUUUGAACAUUUUCGUCAACUUUGGCCACAAGAUUAUGCGAAAUAUUGUGAUAUUGUCUUGCAAUAUGAGGAAACCAUGAAAAAGCUAGCGGGGAAAUUAAUGUGGCUCAUGUUGGACUCUCUUGGUAUUACUAAGGAAGAUAUCAAAUGGGCCGGCUCAAAAGCCCAAUUUGAAAAAGGUUGUGCAGCCAUCCAAUUGAACUCCUACCCUAGUUGUCCGGAUCCGGAUCGGGCCAUGGGCCUCGCCCCGCACACGGACUCGACAUUUUUAACUAUUCUUUCUCAAAACGACAUAAGUGGGUUGCAAGUUCAACGAGAAGGUAUCGGUUGGGUCACGGUGCCCCCACUCCACGGUGGACUCGUGGUGAAUGUGGGUGACCUCUUCCACAUUCUAUCAAACGGAUUGUACCCGAGCGUGCUCCAUCGGGUUUUAGUGAAUCGGACCCGUCAAAGGUUCUCAGUAGCUUAUCUAUAUGGUCCCCCGUCCAAUGUAGAAAUUUGUCCACAUACAAAAUUAGUAGGCCCAACACAACCUCCCCUUUAUAGGUCGGUGACAUGGAAUGAAUAUCUUGGCACAAAAGCAAAGCAUUUCAACAAAGCCCUCUCAUAUGUUAGGAUUUGUGCAACUAUUAACGGUUUGUUUGAUCUAAACGAGUCGACAAAAAGUAGUGGGCUAGAUAGAUUUUGAACAUUUUCGUUCCUUCUUUAUUGCACGGUUUAUUUUGUACGAAACAUUAAAAGCCAAAAAGGCAAGGGAAAUGAAACAAAAGUUAGCUAUUUUUCAAUUUUGAA